Molecule: messenger RNA, 771 nt
Organism: Didymodactylos carnosus
Lineage: Eukaryota; Metazoa; Rotifera; Eurotatoria; Philodinida; Philodinidae
Source: the annotation of a GenBank genome assembly
AUCAAACAAAUGAAACAGCUGUAUUAGCAUAUUUUUUUGAAGUAGCGGAUAAUGAAAAUGCACAAUGGGCAAACUAUGUUUUAUAUGUAAGUGAUUUAAAAGAAGUAAAUCAAACCAAAACAUAUGGAACAAACAUUCAACAAUUAAUGGAUGGCGAUCAACGUGAAUUCUUGCGUUAUACGGGUAGUUUAACAACACCACCAUGCACCCAAGGUGUUAUAUGGACGAUAUUCUCAAGUUCAAUUGAUCUUACAGCUGCCAGUUUUCAGCUACUUAGACAAAAUGUGUUUAAAAAAUGUUUUCGUCCACAACAACUUCUUCACAAACGGUUGGUACAUAGAAAUUAUGUGGUUAAUUUUUAGAAAGAUAAAAAUGGUUAUCUAUCGCUUAUAGACACUUUCAUAAGAUGAAACACCGACAGAAACAACUGAAGAAAUAACCCGCUCACUGUAAAAGCGCCUUUUACUGGAAAAACUCAAAGCAAUUGCCGCACCAAUUUUCCACAUAAAUGUUUCUUUGACUUUGACUUGUUUUAUUGACGAUUAAACUGAGCACCAUCGACGGUGCCUCCCCACUUUCAAGAGAAAACAAUAAAUUUUACAUUAUAUUUACCUCUUACCUCCCUCAGACUAAUAUGAAGAACGAAGACAUAUAUCUUACGUUUUUUUCUUUUUUUCUGUCCCAUCUGUAGCUGGAAAAGACCAACAUCUUGUUUUCAAUACAUCUUCAGAAAAAGUACAUUUGUAAUAAACGAGAAGCUGAGAGAAGACA